Molecule: messenger RNA, 960 nt
Organism: Dichomitus squalens LYAD-421 SS1
Lineage: Eukaryota; Fungi; Basidiomycota; Agaricomycetes; Polyporales; Polyporaceae
Exons: 5
Coding region: 1-960 (319 amino acids)
Source: RefSeq, a predicted model, not a curated record
AUGCAUCUCGCGUUCCAAACCCUUCUCGUGGUCUCUGCGUACUUUGUAUCGACUAUAGCGACGCCCAUCAUAUGGGAUGGGCGUGCAUCCUUGAAUUUGACUAAUGCGGACCUUGACACGUCUACUGGCCCUCCUCACGUGAAUCGGAGUAGCGUCGUAAAGGGAUCCGAGAACGCAUCGCAGUACUCUCAGCUGCUCGGCCAGUCCCUUCUCCCAACCCCGCUCUGGAACGGUGGGUCCAAUAGCUCGGAGCAACAAGAGCAGGUGGUCUCUGUUUCCAUCGACAACAGCUCCGUGUUCGUCCCGGGAGGAAGCAGUCCGCAGUAUGGCUUCCGGCGCACCGAUAUCAUCGCGGCCAACAAUGGCGAGCACACGGACCUCAUUACCCAGAUGGAGACAGGAAAGACUAUAUUCCAUGUCUCGAUCCAGCAGGACGAGCAGCGUCCUCUGAACUACUCGCACGAGUACCAGAUCGUCUUCAUUGAGCCCAAUGACGGCACUCAUGUCUUCGAGAUUCAACUUGGCUCUCCCUUCACCAAUCCUACGGGUGAUGUCCCCGUCUCGGAUGCUCACUCGUUCAAAGUCCGCGAUCAUGCGCUCAACGUCCUCUUCACUACACCUUUCACUGCGAGCGUGUGGCACAACUUCGCAGUAGAAGUGGACUGGAACGCGCUCACGAUCGCUGUGUGGUAUUCUCAAGACGGCGAGCUCUUGCAGCAAGUCGUCCAGACCACGUCGAAUCCGACCGCUUCCUCUGGCCCGAACGGACAAGGAGACUUUCACUUCACAGUCCUAAAGCUGCCUCUCGUGAAUCCGGCGGAUUCCCCGUCCAAUCAGAACGAUGUAGUCCACUACGGUAUCCAGGAGGGAGCGACUGAGGCUCUACUGUACUCAGGUGUAUUCGUGGAAAGUGCUGCUGAUAAUCUUAGCAGGGGUUUUGGCGUUGUACAGCAGCUUUGA